AGUAAUUUGUUUCUUAACAGGAAAUCCUGACAGGGGAUGGAAUGAUCCACCUAUGUUUAAUUAUUCCCCGAAAACCUCGGGACAUGCGUCACCAAGAGGGACAAAACUCAAUAAGCGUGUAGCUUAUACUGGAGGGGCCGUAAACACAAAUACACCAAGUACAGGUGGAGUGGAUUCAGGAACUCUGCUUAAUGCAGCUAAUGGACCACCCAUCUCACCUGUACAGCUUCUUCCUCCGAUACAAGUGUUGCCCCCAACAACCAACAUUGCCCCAUCAGCCCCGGUGCCCCUCUUGAUCCCUAUGAUGGGUCCGAAUUCUCCCAGCAUACCUAAGGCAGAGUCUGACAACAACUCUUCAGCAUUGGAUGUACAUGGCACAGACACGACUGUUCUUCAAAACUCAAACAUUUCUAGUGAAGAUGAACUUUUUGAAAAAGUCCAACAAAGAAUUGACAACGAAUUUGAAAGAUGUUUACCACGACUGCAGGGACGUGCAGCGGAAGAUGUCAAGAGGAAAUUACAGAUUUUAAAAGAAAAUUGGAAAGAUAAGAAGUUGUCCAAGGAUGUAAGAGGAAGAAUCUGGGACAUACUCCAAGCUUUAGAAAACAAGGACUAUGACACGGCCUGGGAGCGCCACCUAUCGCUAAUGGUGGACUUUACAGCUGAGGUUGGCCAGUGGUUGGUUGCAGUGAAACGAAUUAUUCAUGAGAAUCGUGAAAUGAAGAAGGAGAUGGAAAGUUCUAUAGAACAAAAGACUGAUAAAGAUUCAACUGCUGCAAAUUUAAUUGAUGUGUCUGAUCCAAAAAUAUCCUCCAGUAGUGUUUUAACACAGGACGAAUGCUCAGCUACAGAUGGAGACACAACAGGAUCAUCUGUUGAUGGUUAAUUCACUGCUUCAAGAUACAUAAACAAUAUUUUUUCUUCAACCCUGACAUGAAUUAUUACACAUUUAUGAUAUGGAUACCUCUUGAAACUUCAAAAGUAUGAGACUGAUAGAUUUCGGAAUUGUUUUAGUUUGUGGAAUCUUUUUUUGAAGCUAGAAUUACUAUCAUGGCUCUAAAUCUUCAGUCAUUAUAUUAGACCCUGGAAAGGAUAAUUUUCUAUAUUCCUAACUUGCAUUAUGCAGCAUUCUGUGAUUUUGAAUUUAUAUUUAUAUAUCAGAAAAUGUUGAAUGCAAGUAAUGUAUAUAAAAAAAUAGUAAUUGACAACCCAAGGCACUACAUUUUGCGCAACCGGUUUCGCUGUUUAGAUUAAGAAAAAAGGGACUUCAUGAACUUGAACAAUUUUCAAUAGAGCAAAAUUAUCCGAAGCCAUUGAUUUUAUACGUAUCAAAAAAGCUAUGGCAAUACCAAUCACAGAACGGGAAGGGGGACGAAACUAUGUUGCCUUUAAUCACGACACAUAACCCGAACAAUCCCCAAACCAGCAGAAAAAUUAAAGAAAAAUUGAACAUUUUGGAUCGAUCAGACAAAAUGAAAAAAAUUUGGAAAAACACAAAAUUUAUCACAAGUUAUCGCCAACCAAAAAAUCUGAAGAAAUACCUUACCCAUUCAGCAUUUUCAUCGAAGGUGGCGGAAACGCACACUGUAACUGCAUGCAACAA
Messenger RNA from Pecten maximus, 1603 nucleotides. RefSeq names its product steroid receptor RNA activator 1-like. The coding region runs from base 53 to 886 and encodes 277 amino acids. Gene Ontology annotation, cellular component: nucleus. The transcript is spliced from 5 exons. Gene Ontology annotation, biological process: regulation of transcription by RNA polymerase II. The record is from RefSeq and is a predicted model, not a curated record. Lineage: Eukaryota; Metazoa; Mollusca; Bivalvia; Pectinida; Pectinidae.